This is a messenger RNA of Guillardia theta CCMP2712, 784 nucleotides long. RefSeq lists its product as hypothetical. NCBI's taxonomy places the organism in Eukaryota, Cryptophyceae, Pyrenomonadales, Geminigeraceae. The transcript has 5 exons. The coding region runs from base 7 to 270 and encodes 87 amino acids. The record is from RefSeq and is a predicted model, not a curated record.
GAGAAGAUGGAGAGUAUGCUGGAUCGAUCAGAUCUACGAUCUCCAGGAGAGGCUGGAUUGGACGAAGAGACGAAGAUGGAGAGGAUGGUUCAAAACAAAGUAGAUGCCAUAGAAAAUAUUGUGGUUGCUGGCAGUGAGCGUAAAUAUCUAGUAUGCAUAUUCACGCUUGGUUGCGAUCCGAACAGCAACGUUCUUUCUGACAGAUCUCUCAAAUUCAUGCGCGAUUGCGGUUCGUCAUGCUCAUGCAGCCACUAUGAUGAGCUCGACUGAGUCCUCGUGCAGGAAGUGACGCUAAGACCAUCGAAGAAGCGAGAUGCUGCCCUUCCUUCCGAACGUCUCUGCUUAAACGUUUUGCUGAAUGCAACAAGAAGGUAUUUGAAGAAUGGAAGAAGCACAAAACAAAGAGUCAACCACUGCAACUCAGGAGGUUUAUGAUCCUAUCGCGUCCUGUAUUCUUCUACUGCUGCUCUGUUCAAGAUGCUGAAAUUUUGCAGUUUGACCAAUCAGAUGGAACUUUAGAUCAGUACGGAAACGUGCAAAGACAAGUUGUGAUCAACACUUACAAUGACGUUUUUGGAGAGUAUGUAUGAUGCUGUAGAUAAUCCAACCCAACAGGAGGCGCCACAAGGAAGCAAUCAAGCGGGAACGGAGGAGGAGGGUGCUGGAUACGUUGAUAACCGUGAUCACCGUCAACAAUUCAGUGCCGAUGCGCUCUCGCAGGAUGACACGAAGCCGGAAGGGGACGAGGAGCUCCCUUUUGGCCCUUUUGUGAAUGCCCAUCAGA